AGGAACGAGAGUCAUGAGCAGAAAAUGUGAUGUAGUCGUGGUGGGGGGCGGCAUCUCAGGUACGGCAGCAACCAAAUAUCUGCAUGAUUCUGGUCUGAAUGUUGUUGUUCUGGAAGCUCGAUACCGUGUGGGAGGCAGGACUUACACUGUUAGAAAUGAAAUGGUUAAAUAUGUGGACCUUGGAAGAUCCUAUGUUGGGCCAACCCAGAAUCGUAUCUUAAGAUUAGCCAUAGAAGUAGGAUUGGAGACUUACAAAGUGAAUGAAGUAGAGUGUCUGAUCCACCACAUAAAGGGCAAAUCAUGCAAAUUCAGGGGCCCACUCCCACCUGUUUGGAAUCCAAUUACCUACCUAGAUCAUAACAACCUUUGGAGGACAAUGGAUAUCUUGGGACAAGAGAUUCCCAGUGAUGCUCCAUGGAAAGCACCUCUUGCAGAAGAGUGGGACCACAUGACAAGGAAGGAGCUGCUAGACAAGAUCUGAUGGACUGAUUCUGCAAAGAAGAUUGCUACUCUCUUUGUGAAGCUGUGUGUCUCUGCAGAAACCCAUGAAGUUUCUGCUCUGUGGUUCCUCUGGUAUGUGAAGCACUGUGGGGGCACAACGAGGAUCGUCUCAACAACCAAUGGAGGGCAGGAGAGGAAAUUUGUGGGUGGAUCUGGCCAAGUGAGUGAAUGGAUAAUGGACCUCCUUGGGGAUCGAGUGAAGCUGAAGAGGCCUGUGACCCACAUUGACCAGACAGGAGUAAAUGUCCUUGAAACUCUAAAUCACGAGGUGUAUGAGGCUAAGUAUGUGAUUACUGCUAUUCCCCCUGUUCUGGGCAUGAAGAUUCAUCACAAGCCCCCUCUGCCAAUGAUGAGAAACCAGAUGAUUACUCGUGUGCCUUUGGGUUCAGUCAUCAAGUGUAUCGUUUAUUAUAAAGAGCCAUUUUGGAAAAAGGAUUACUGUGGAACCAUGAUUAUUGAAGGAGAGGAAGCUCCAGUUGCCUAUACGUUGGAUGAUACCAAACCUGAUGGCAGCCAUGCCUCCAUAAUUGGAUUUAUCCUUGCCCACAAAGCCAGAAAACUGGCACGCCUUAGCAAAGAAGAAAGGUUGAAUAAACUUUGUGAACUCUAUGCAAAAGGUUUGGGCUCCCAAGAAGCUUUACAAGUGGUGCACUACGAAGAGAACUGGUGUGAGGAUCAGUACUCAGGAGGCUGCUACACGACCUACUUCCCUCCAGGGAUCCUGACUCAAUAUGGAAGGGUUCUACGCCAGCCAGUGGGCAGGAUUUAUUUCACAGGCACGGAGACUUCCACACACUGGAGUGGUUACACGGAGGGGGCUGUGGAGGCUGGGGAGAGAGCAGCCCGAGAGACCCUGUAUGCCAUGAGGAAAAUUCCAGAGGAUGAAACCUGGCAGUCUGAACCAGAGUCUGUGGAUGUUCCUGCACAGCCCAUUGCCACAACCUUCUUGGAGAGAAAUUUGCUGUCUGUACCAGGGCUGCUGAGGCUGAUUGGAUUGACUACCAUCUUUUCAGCAACUGCUCUUGGCUUCCUGGCCCACAAAAGAGGGUUUCUUACACAGUUUUAAAGAGAAGGCAUCUAUAACCACAUCUUCUUCUUGCUUU
Molecule: messenger RNA, 1604 nt
Organism: Pteronotus mesoamericanus
Lineage: Eukaryota; Metazoa; Chordata; Mammalia; Chiroptera; Mormoopidae
Product: amine oxidase [flavin-containing] B-like
Cellular component (GO): mitochondrion
Molecular function (GO): flavin adenine dinucleotide binding; primary methylamine oxidase activity
Source: RefSeq, a predicted model, not a curated record